AUGUGUUCACUCAUUGACUCAUUGAGUCAUUCAUUGAGUGAAUGUUACCGGGACACGUCGAGUAGGUUACGCCUGUGGAGACGCGUCUGUAAGCACGCGUUUCUGGUGGGCACACAAUCCCUGAAGAAUGAAAAUCAGAUCCAUUUGUUGGAGUACCUGGAGGACAGCAAUAGUCUGUCGAAAGCCGUGUUCAGACACUCUUGUGGUGAGGUGUGGGACGUGUCCACACAUCCCAAACACUCGCAACUCAUGACAACCUGUUAUUCAUCGCAAUCGCAGACAUUCGCCGGUAAAGUGGAGAACCACUGCUCUCUUUGGACACUUCCCAUAGAUAUGUCCAAACCAUUGACAGAUGAAGACUCGACCACUUCUUCAGUUAACUCCGUCUUGGCGACAGACCGUAGCCACAAAAACGUGUCGACAAUUAAUGCCGACUUUAAUGUCACCACAAAGAGUUCCAACCGAUUCAAUAAGAUAACGACAUUCAGGUGGAGUCCGCACUCCAACUGUGGUCUCAUAGGAAUCGCGAACUCCAACUGUAUUUACGCGAAAGACCUGCGAGUGAAGAGCACUUCCAACACCAACGCCUGGUCUAUACCUAACUCUCACUCACAACUGGUUCGGGAUCUGGACUUCAAUCCCAACGCUCAGUACUAUCUGUCGAGUUGUGGCGACGACUGCGAGACCCGCUUUUGGGACGUCCGCAACACUACGCGACCGGUGCUGUCACUGACCAAUCACUCGCACUGGGUUUGGUCCGUCAGAUAUAACCUCUUCCACGACCAACUGGUCCUCACGUCCAGCAGUGACUCGCGAGUAGUGCUCAUACGAGCCGUGUCUGUGGCCUCACAACCCUUCGGACAUCUGCUCGAAGACGAGAUGGCAGACGAAGACAAUGGAGUCACUCAUAACAAGAGCUCUUCGGCCAUCGAUGGGGUGAUCGCCACGUAUGAGGAGCACGAGGACAGUGUGUAUGCGGUCGAGUGGUCUGUAAGCGAUCCCUGGAUUUUCGCGUCACUUAGUUAUGACGGAAGGCUUGUCAUCAAUAAAGUGCCCAAAAGUGAAAAAUUCAAUAUUUUGUUCUGA
This is a messenger RNA of Oppiella nova, 1086 nucleotides long. NCBI's taxonomy places the organism in Eukaryota, Metazoa, Arthropoda, Arachnida, Sarcoptiformes, Oppiidae. The record is from the annotation of a GenBank genome assembly.